ACAGUUUUCAUAGUGACAGUGCUUCUCAGCCAAUCAAAAUCAAGGAAAGUUGUCAGAUCUGACAACUUGUCGGAUGAAAAUGUUGAUGAAACGCUCUCCUGAUUUUUUCCCUAAUAGACCACACCCUAAAGAUUGUACAUAACACCAAAGAGUGUUUAAGUAAAAUGUGUUCUAAUAAUACACAUAGGUGUUGAAGUAACACCCAUAGGUGUUGAACUAACACCAAAUAUAUAACAGUGUAGUAUAAUGACUGGUGUGGUCCACUAUAUGUACACCAAUCAUUGCCAGAGUUUUGCUCUGUACAGUCUGGUAUGUUACAUUCUAUUGGAGAGUAUCAGCAUAAGAUAUGAAGUUAUUUUAUGGAAAAAAAAUUGUUUAUGAGAUUACAGGUUUUGUACUCUUUAUUUGUCCUGGGAAUGAGUAGCAAAUUAAUAUGUUAUGAACAAAUUUGUAAAUCUUCAGUUUUUUGUCUCGCCUGCAUAGCAGAGAGAGACUAUAAGUGCCACUUUUCCAACGGCGGCGGCAGUGACAAAGGCGGCAUCGUCAUCAACAUCAAUUCUUAACCAAAUGUUAAGUUUUUUAAAUGUCAUUAUAACUUAGAAAGUAUAUGGGCCUAGUUCACGAAACUUGGACAUAAAAGUUAUCAAGUAUUACUAAAUAUCCUGCCUGAGUUUCAGGUCACAUGACCAAGGUCAAAGGUCAUUUAGGGUCAGUGAACUUUUGCCAUUGGGUAUUGUUGAUUUCCAUCAUAACUUUGAAAGUUUAGUGAUCUGGUUCAUGAAACUUGGACAUAAGAGUAACAAAGUAUCACUGAACAUCCUUUGUGAGUUUCAGUUCUUUUGACCAAGGUCAAAGGUCGUUUAGGGUCAACUUAGAUUAUGUUGGGGGAAUCAAAACGAAAUCUUAACCAAGAUUAAGUGUUUUAAAUGUCCUAACUCUGAAAGUAUAUGGAUCUAGGUCAUGAAACUUAGACAUAAGAGUAAUCAAGCAUCAGUGAACAUCCUGCAUGAGUCUCAGGUCACAUGACCAAGGUCAAUGAACUUUGGCUAUGAUGGGGGGUAUUUGUUGAAUUGCCAUAUAACUUUGAAAGUUUAUGGAUUUAGUUCAUGAAAUGUGGACUGAAGGGUAAUCAAGUAUCACUGAUCAUCUUGCACAAGUCUUCGGUCACACGAUCAAGUUCAAAUGUCAUUUAGGGUCAAUGAAUGUAGUAUUCUAACAUUCUAUGAAUGGCGUUUUUUGUUAAUGAUUAUUCUUUAUUCAUUUUCAAGGUCAGCACUGCUGCUAUAUUGAAUCGCGUAAUGCAGGCGAGACUGCCAGAGGCGCUGCGCUUGUUUUCAAAUUUAUGUUCAUGUUUUUAGCCCAUAAAUAUGAAAUAACAAUAUUCGGUUAAGUAGCAGACCUCACUUUUCAUAUGAUAUAUUUAUUAACUAAAAUUUUCAAUAUUGCACUAUGUUUGAUACUAAAGUCAAGUUUAUUUUACUUUGUGUGUUGCCAUCCACUCCCUUAUAUCUACAUGUAUGCCCAUGUUAUUUCAUGCAUAUCCUUCUAAAUUAAGUUUGUAAAUGCUGUGAAUUUUGUAUAUCUGAUGUAGAUCAAAAUUUCUAUGUUAUACAUGUGUGCCUCUUUAUGCAAUCAAAGUGAUGCAUGCAUGAAGUUUUUUUUUUCCUUCUUAUUUUGGGAGGCUUCUUUUCAUAUUCUACUGCCUAAAUCUGUAGCAUUGGAUAAACUUUAACAUUGCUAUUAAUAUAAAUUUUCCAGGGCUCUUAUGAGCAUGGGGGGGGGGGGGGGGGCAAAAUCACCCCAAGCCCCUUUGUAUUUUUUUUCCCUGACUCGAUGUCAAUGUGGACCUGGGGGCCAUUUCAUAAAGCUGUUCGUAAGUUAAGAGCGACUUUAAGAACGACUGGUGAACCUUUCUUGUGGUAAAUGAUAUUUACCAUUGUAUGUUCAUUGGUGAGUAUUUAGCAUAAGAAAGGGUCACCAGUUGUUCUUAAAAUUUCUGUUAACUUAUGAACAGCUUUAUGAAACACCCACCCGACCAUUAAAGAUUGUAUUCGAUUCUAAAUAUUGCCCAAAGAUAUGUGAGCCAAGUUACACAAAACUCAGAACAACUGGAUUAUAUUUUUGGUGUUGUAUCCAUAAGUAGGAUAUUACUUUUCCAGUGCCACCACGAGUGAUAAUUUCAGUCAAUCUUUCGUGUUCUAUGUUCACCCCCUUAACAUUUCGAUUCGUCUUUUUUUUUUCAUCACUUGCUUUUAGCUUGAUAAUGCUGAUGAACAGGCUGCACAGAUCAGGAGGGAACUCGACGGAAGACUCCAGCUAGCUGAACAAAUAUCAAAGACCAAGAAAGGUCCCAAGUUCAUUGUGAAGGAGAUGGAGAGUAUGUACGUGGACGAGCUUCAUUCGGCUGUUAACUUACUCAUGGCAAACCUGGAAAGUUUACCCGUCUCCAAGGGCAACACAGAUUCCAAAUACUCCCUGCAGAAACUGAAAAGAGCACAAAAUACAGCAGUUUCUAUGAUGGAAGUAACAGAGGAUUCAGAGCCAACCUUAUCCAAAUCAGACGUCGUUCUCUCAUUUACAUUGGAGGUAGUGGUGAUGGAAGUGCAAGGCUUGAAAUUCCUAGCACCGAACAGGAUCGUAUACUGCACCAUGGAAGUAGAAGGGGGUGAGAAACUACAGACAGACCAGGCAGAAGCAAGUAAACCAACUUGGGAUACGCAAGGGGACUUCACGACCAUCCACCCACUGCCUGUUGUCAAAAUCAAGCUUUACACAGAGAACACGGGAGUACUGAGUAUAGAUGACACCAUGCUAGGAAAGGUAGGACCAAACCCCCAUUCCAAUUUUAGAAUUCUCGCUAUCGACAAUAACCAAGAGUUCCCAGAGGUAGCUCAUGCCUUUCACUUUGUGUGA
Messenger RNA from Lytechinus pictus (painted urchin), 2913 nucleotides. RefSeq names its product calcium-dependent secretion activator 2-like. Lineage: Eukaryota; Metazoa; Echinodermata; Echinoidea; Temnopleuroida; Toxopneustidae. Gene Ontology annotation, biological process: dense core granule exocytosis; synaptic vesicle exocytosis. The record is from RefSeq and is a predicted model, not a curated record. The coding region runs from base 2371 to 2913 and encodes 180 amino acids. The transcript has 5 exons.